CUUCCUAGUUUCCCUCCCUCCCUCCAAAAACAUGGGUCAUCUUCUCAUCAACAAGUCAUUCUCUUUCACUCUCAUCACGCUGGCUCUCAUCGCCAUCCUCAUUAAGUUCUCUCCAUCUUUCCUCUCUCUCGCUGCUUUCAUCUUUCCUCUCGUCCUGUUCCUCAGGCAGUCCAAAAGGCAGCCCUCCAAUGUCCCUCCGGGCCCUCUCUCCGUCCCCGUCUUUGGCAAUUGGCUUCAAGUUGGCAAUGACCUCAACCACCGUCUUCUGGCUUCCAUGUCCCAGACCUAUGGCUCCGUAUUCCUUCUCAAACUUGGUUCCAAGAACCUCGUGGUGGUCUCUGAUCCUGAGCUGGCCACCCACGUCCUUCACUCCCAAGGUGUUGAGUUUGGUUCUCGCCCUCGAAACGUCGUGUUCGAUAUCUUCACGGGGAAUGGCCAAGACAUGGUCUUCACCGUGUAUGGCGAUCACUGGCGCAAAAUGCGUAGAGUCAUGACAGUCCCAUUUUUCACCAACAAGGUUGUCCACCAAUACAGUGACAUGUGGGAACAAGAGAUGGACUUGGUUGUGAGGGACCUCAAAACGAACGAGGCCGUGAGAAGCCGAGGGAUAGUGAUCAGAAAGCGUCUGCAAUUGAUGCUGUAUAAUAUCAUGUACAGGAUGAUGUUUGACGCCAAGUUUGAGUCUCAGGAGGACCCCUUGUUCAUUGAGGCCACCAGAUUCAACUCUGAAAGAAGCCGUUUGGCCCAGAGUUUUGAGUAUAAUUACGGAGACUUCAUCCCUCUGCUCAGACCUUUCUUGAAGGGCUACCUCAAUAAGUGCAGGGACUUGCAGACCAGGAGGCUCGCAUUUUUCAACAAUCACUAUGUUCAGCAAAGAAGAAAAAUAAUGGCUGCCAAUGGGGCAAAGCACAAGAUAAGCUGCGCAAUAGACCACAUUAUAGAUGCACAGAUGAAGGGAGAGAUUAGUGAAGAAAAUGUGCUAUACAUUGUGGAGAACAUCAACGUUGCAGCAAUAGAGACGACCUUAUGGUCCAUGGAGUGGGCAAUUGCAGAGCUGGUGAACCAUCCAAGGGUUCAAAGCAAGAUACGUGAAGAGAUCUCAAGAGUUCUUAAAGGAGAGCCAGUGACAGAGUCAAACCUGCAAUUACUACCAUAUUUACAAGCAGUGGUGAAAGAGACACUAAGGCUGCACACCCCAAUUCCUCUGUUGGUGCCACACAUGAACCUCGAAGAAGCAAAACUAGGAGGGUAUAACAUACCAAAAGAGUCGAAGGUGGUGGUGAAUGCUUGGUGGCUGGCAAACAACCCAGCAUGGUGGGACAAGCCAGAGGAGUUCAGGCCAGAGAGGUUCAUGGAAGAGGAAAGUGGGACUGAUGCAGUGGCUGCAGGGAAGGUUGAUUUCAGGUACUUACCAUUUGGGGUGGGAAGGAGGAGUUGUCCUGGCAUCAUACUGGCAUUGCCAAUACUGGGCCUAGUAGUUGCAAAAUUGGUGUCCAAUUUUGAGAUGGAAUCUCCGCAAGGGACAAAGAUAGAUGUCUCUGAAAAAGGAGGACAGUUCAGUUUGCACAUUGCCAACCACUCAACUGUCGUCUUCCAUCCAAUGAAGGCCUGAUGAUCAUUUGCUUCAAGUUAGCCAGUGUAAACUUCAGACUCUCGUCCCGUCCAACAGCUUUAGUCUCCUAGAUGGGGUCUUUGAAUCCUUCUUGUGUGCACUCACUGUUUUGUUAAUUUUUUACUAUUCUUGUUUUUCUUAUAUCUUUGUAAGAAGUUAAUCACACGGCCUGCAUACACAACACGCUUUAGGCACACCGUCGAACUUGAAUUUGUGCCUUGUAUUGAGCUAAUAAUCAUUUGAUGGAAUAUGGAACCCUUCAAAUAAAUAAAGGGAACCUCACUUUUGGAUUUUUUUUUUUUAAA
Messenger RNA from Neltuma alba, 1917 nucleotides. Its product is annotated as cytochrome P450 CYP73A100-like. NCBI's taxonomy places the organism in Eukaryota, Viridiplantae, Streptophyta, Magnoliopsida, Fabales, Fabaceae. The coding region runs from base 32 to 1612 and encodes 526 amino acids. The transcript has 2 exons. The record is from RefSeq and is a predicted model, not a curated record. Gene Ontology annotation, molecular function: heme binding; monooxygenase activity; oxidoreductase activity, acting on paired donors, with incorporation or reduction of molecular oxygen.